This is a messenger RNA of Penicillium cinerascens, 3312 nucleotides long. RefSeq names its product ankyrin repeat domain-containing protein. NCBI's taxonomy places the organism in Eukaryota, Fungi, Ascomycota, Eurotiomycetes, Eurotiales, Aspergillaceae. The record is from RefSeq and is a predicted model, not a curated record. The transcript is spliced from 2 exons. Bases 1 to 3312 code for a protein of 1103 amino acids. Gene Ontology annotation, molecular function: protein binding.
AUGGAACCGGUCCCCGUGAGAAGGAUGGCGUCUACAAUAUCACUUGGGUGCUCGAAUUCGGGGUUCCAGAUCGGUCUGAACCAUGGCUCGGUCGUCAAUAACUUCCACCCGUCCAUUGAAGGACCCAAGGAAAAGGACCAUAGAACAUGUCUUGAAAAUCUGUUCGUCACCGACCCGGAAGAGGAUCUCAAUAUGUGGAAGCGGAGGAAAGGACCUCGUACCUCAGGGACCUUCAGCUGGUUCUUGGAAUCAGUAGAGGUCAUAUCUUGGUUUCGGCAGGCAAAGGCCGCAACCAAUAUAGAACAAAACGUCAUGUGGCUACACGGCAAUCCGGGAAUCGGCAAAUCCACAAUGGCCAUGAUGCUUGCUGAAGAAUUACCCAAGAAGGGUUAUUUUUCUAGAACUGAUAGUAUUCUCUCGUUUUUUUUCUGUGAUUCCAGCUCUGAGAAUCACAGAACGGCAACUUCUGUGUUACGAGGUCUCCUGUACCAAAUCAUUAAGAAACAUCCAUCGUUCAUGGAACAAAUAAUGCCAAGAUAUGAAGCUCAGGGAAAGCGUCUUUUCACGUCAUUUGACGCACUUUGGGCGGUACUAAUGGACUUCGGCCGAGCGUUGAACGGUACCGAGAUAUACUGCAUUAUCGACGCUCUCGAUGAAUGUGAUACUGAAUCGCAAGAUACACUACUUGAACAAAUUCAUCAAUCAUUCAAACAAUCGAAUGAGACCAGUCUGGUCGCAUGCAAAAUUCAUUUUUUAAUCAUCAGUCGUCCGUACCCCGAGAUCCAGUUUUUUCUAUCCACCUUUCGAUCUGUUGAUCUCGGCUCGUGCAAGGAGAUAGCCAAUGACUUAAGAGCCAUGAUUCAAGAUAAAGUACAGGACCUUGCAAAGCGGAAGAAAUAUCCUGAGUCUGUUAUGCAGAAGGUGCCACGAAUAUUGGAAGAGAAGGCGGACGGAACAUUUCUAUGGGUUGGAAUUGCCUGUCGCGACUUGCAUGGGAUACCUUCAAGCAGGGCAGUUGAGACGCUACUGGCUAAGCCUCGUGGAUUGUAUCCUUUAUAUCAAAAUCUGCUCAGUGCAGCGGUCGAGGCCAACAACUCACAUGAUGAUUCACAACUGAAGAUGUUGUUGAUAAUAGUCACAUUUUCGUUGCGACCACUGAAGAUAGCGGAAAUAGCCGAAGCAUGUCGAUUAUACUUGGAUGAGGAUAUCAGGACUCGCCUCCAGUUCACCAAAGAGGUCAUUGAGUCGUGCCACUUCUUGAUUGUCAUCGAUAAAAGCUACGUGCGACUGCUGCAUAGGUCUGUCCAAGAUUUUCUCAUGACUGAGAUGGAUAAUUUCACAGCUGUGAAAUCCAAUCUUGUUCUGUCAUAUCGCUGCAUUGAGCUGAUUUCCCAAUAUUGUCGGCCCGGUAUGGACAAGUCAGUUAUGGAGCCGACUUACGGAUUUCUGGGUUAUUCUGUACUGUAUUGGCCGAAGCAUGCAAGCUUGGCCGAAACAGAAUUUACUGCCCUUGAAGAACAUGGAAAUUUCUUCCAAAACAAGUUCGAGACAUGGAAAUGCUGGCUGGAAAACUAUAACCAUUUGAAAAGAGGAUCAUGGGGUGCUUUAGGAACAGGAAUAUCUGUCAGUCAUGUCGCAGCUCGAUGGGGAAUUAUACCCCUCCUCUUGACCGCCCCUCAAGGUGCAUGGGAAGACAACGAUGACCACGGACAGUCGCCACUGCUCAUUGCGACUGAAAACACUCAAAUUGAAGCCAUGCGUGUCUUAGUUCAUUCUCAAGUGCGGUUGGAUUCUUUAAACAACAAGCAUCAAAACGUACUUCACAUUGCAAGCAUGAAUGGUAGCUUUACUGAUUAUGAUAUGGUAAAGUCUCUACUCAACAAAGGGGUCUCCCCAUAUAUCUGUGAUGAAGGCAACAUGACGCCUUUCCUCUACGCAAUUGGGGACCGACGUACAGAACUUGCUCAAACCUUUCUCAACUAUGGCUUGAACCUGGAAUCUAGGGUUCAAAGGCGGUCGUGGCCCGGACGAAUCACAGUGAGCAGCUUACCAUAUGGAAUGGUUAAGGGCCAGGAUGAGAACAUGGAAUCCGGGCUAACAGCACUCCAUUUCGCGGCCCUCAAUGCAUGUACAGAGAUGGCUGUCCUCUUGCUUCAGCGUGGGGCCGAUCCUAACGCUUGUUCUGAUUUUGGAGACACUCCUCUACAUCUUGGGAUUAGGCACGGGCUUCUUGGCCGCAGGAAUGAUGAUGAAUGGGAGGUUGGUCGGUAUGCCGUCGAGUCAUUGACUGACUUCAUUGAGGAUCAUGAGGGUUCGGAAGCUUCUGAUAUCUAUCGAAACAUCAGCAAUACUAGGAUACGCAUUGUUGAGAUACUCCUCGAAAGCGAAUCUAUCAAUGUCAACACGGCUAACAAUCAUGGGGACUAUCCUCAACAUUUGAUCGACUUCCAUCGACCUCAGGCGUUGUCUAUCUUGGAAAAGCUUAUGGAAAAUGGAGCCGAUGCAUUACAACCAAACGGAGAUCGUCAGACGUGUCUUCACCUCGCUAGCAAAGCAGGAAAUCUGGCCGUGGUUUGCAAACUCGUGGAAGAAGGUCAUGAUAUUAUGUUGGAGGACUCCCACGGUCGCAGCCCAUUUUACUAUGCAGUCUCCAGGGGUUGCCUGGAUAUCCUAUCUUUGAUGUCAAAAAUCUGCGAUCGUGUGCUUCCAGAGGUCUGGAGCUCCCUUGACCACUUUGGCAGAACUCCGUUACAUCAUCAUGUUGCAUCUGUUUUUUGCUCAGCUGAAGUCAUCAAUUUCCUAAUUCAAAUUGGCUGCGAUGUUAGUCAGUCAGACAGGGCCGGAAACUCACCCUUGGGCCUCUAUGUGAGCUCAUUUCACCUAUCAAUUCGGAGCAAGAUAUUCUUUUUGCUUGUUCAGAAAGGUGCCGAUCCGCACUGGAUGAAUGAAAACGGACAAACGUUAGCACAUCUUAUCAUGCAUCGCCAGGGAGCAGAUACCACGAUCCUUGAGUAUUUGUUUACCGUGGGUAUAGAUCCAGCUACCAGAGAUCUUGAUGGGAGAACAUUAAUGCAUCACGGAGCUCUUCAUGGUGCUUUUACUGAGGAUCUGAUGAAUUUUCUUAAUUGCCAAGGUGUCCUAGACCAUUAUCUCACGGCCACCGACUUCACCUGCAAGACUCCUCUCGACUAUGCGAAGGAGAUGGUUCAUCGAGAGACACACGGAGAUGUGUAUGAUGACCCAAGAUGGAAAGAAUCGUUGAAGAACCUGAAUGCAACAUUGCCAUCGUGUACUAGUGAAGGUGCGAAGUGA